AUGAGAUACAAAUUUUCUGCCGAACUUUCGUUAUCAUUUUGCCUGAUUGUCGUCUUUCUUUAUGAAUUCUUCAACUGUCAAAACAUAUGUGAAAAACGUGAAUUGGCGACAUAUAAAAGCGAAAUUAUCAAAAAUAAUUCAUAUCUAUAUUCUCAUCACUAUAAUUACUCAAUGCGAGUUAGACUUGAUCAGUCUCACCCUGUUGUGAAAGGCAUUUUCAAUACAUUUCAAAGUGAUAGAACAGUUACACCAAAAUUCCCAUUUGAAUAUUUCGAGCGUCCCGUCAAAUAUUUGAGGGUUCUGUAUGAUCGUCGAAUAAUUGUGGAAGGGGAAACACAACUCGGACAGAUUAGAUUUACUGGUAUAGACCAUGAUAUUUAUGAAUUUAAGGUCUUGGAUACGCAGGAAUUAAUCGCUGCCAAAUGGUCUAUCAUUGCAAGUGAAGAUGAUACAUUAAUUAGAGCUAACAUAACUUGUCUGAUACAUCCAAGUGGGAAGAUAUCUAUCUAUUUUGAGGACGUUCCUACGAAAAUCAACGAAAGUCUGCAGGUUGCGUUUAUCAGGGGCACAAUUUUUUGUGAAAAACAUAGGGACAUGGAUAAGAAAGGUGUAGAAAUUCAUGUUCCUAAGGAAUUGAUCAAAAGUCGCACGUUAGCGGAGUUUGAAACCAUCGGGAGUAUGUUAAACCUUAUUUAA
Messenger RNA from Schistosoma haematobium, 696 nucleotides. RefSeq lists its product as uncharacterized. The transcript is spliced from 9 exons. The coding region runs from base 1 to 696 and encodes 231 amino acids. The record is from RefSeq and is a predicted model, not a curated record. NCBI's taxonomy places the organism in Eukaryota, Metazoa, Platyhelminthes, Trematoda, Strigeidida, Schistosomatidae.